This is a messenger RNA of Paramecium pentaurelia, 1892 nucleotides long. The record is from the annotation of a GenBank genome assembly. NCBI's taxonomy places the organism in Eukaryota, Ciliophora, Oligohymenophorea, Peniculida, Parameciidae.
UAUGAGAACUGCAUUACUUCUAAUUGUUAUUUUUUUAACAAGAGGAUUCUUAGAAAUAAAUGAAAAGUAGUAGAAGAGUCUAUAACAUUUAUUGAUGUAAGAAAUACAUGAUGGAGGUAAUUUUUAAGCAGCAGAUCCUAAGGCAAUAGCUAAUAUUGAUUUCAUUUUUAGUGGAUAUAAUUUAUUUUUUGGAAAUCCAAUAACUUGGAGAGAAACAUCAGAUCCUGGUUUUACAGGAAGAAACAUCUUUUUGACUUCAUAUAGCAAAAAAUAAGUCACAUCAGAUGGAAGACAUAAAAUUCCAGACCAUUUAAAUGUUAUUACAAAGAAAGGAUGCAAAUACAACUUUGAGUCAUUUGUAAUUAAGAAUACAGAGUAAAUUUAAAAUUAUAUGAGUUCUUUUGUUGGGUAUGUUAUCUCUAAUAAUAUAGAGUAAAUUUAGUGUCUAAUAUUGAUAUUACUCCAUGGGCAUUUACAUCAUCAUCUGAAUUCAAUCAUAUGUAAUCAAAAAUAGAGUAAACAUCUUCUACUUUUGUGGUUUCUAUAGCUUCAUGUUAAAUAGCAUAAAUUACACAAGUUCCUGAAUUAGCAGAAUUUCAUCAAAGUUUUAUUGAUCAAUUGUCAGCCUUACCAGUUGAAUAUUCAGCACCUUAAUAUUUGGAAUUCUUAAAUAAUUUUGGAACACAUUAUGCAACUGAUAUAGUACUUGGAUCUAAAGUAGGUUAUGUAUAUACUUUACCACCUGGAAUAGUUGAUGAUUUUGAUUAAAAAAAGUUUAAAGAAAUUGAUUUAAAAUAAGCAGCUACAAUUACAUCAGCCCUUCUUAAAGGAGUUAUAGGAUAAUAAAUAUUACCAAAGGAACAAGAAGCUAAAGCCUAUAGUGAUGUAUCUAAAUUAAGUACUCAAAGUUUCACUAUUGAAAUUGGGCCAUAAAGCACAGAAAAUACUCCUAAAGAUUGGUUAAGAGAAACUGAAUUGGAACCAACUCCAAUUAGAUAUACAUUAAAAAGUUUAAGUGAAUUAGUAUUGGAAGGAAAAGGAUAACUAUCCUAAGUUAAGGAAUAUUAAAAAAUUGGAUAAAAUUUAAAGUAAUUAUUUUAUAUAAUUAUUACAGAAAGGCUUUAACUGAUUAUUGCAAUUUAUUAUAAUUAUAAGGAUAAAGAAAUGGAAAAUGUGAAACAAAUAAAAGGGAAAUUGGUUAAUGGGUUGAAACUAGAAAAGUGUGUUUGAAUUUCUUAAAAGAUUGUGAUUGGAGUGGUGCAAGUACAUAAAUUUGUGGGAAUAGAAAUCCAAUAUAAAAAAUUGGAUUAGAUUUACCUGAAAUUUAAGCUAAUUCAGUUAAAUUUCAUAGUGAUAAAACAGUUAUAUUAGGAAUUAGUAAAUUCAAAAGAGAUAAAAAUUAAGACAUAGUAAUAGCUGCAUUUCAUAAUGAUUAUUUAUUCUUAGAUAAACCAGAGAUAUGCUUAAUAAAUUAAGGAAUGUCUGCAUCUGCUGAAUAUCCUAUUUAUAUAACUGAUACAUCUAAAUGUGUUGUUUUAUUAUUAUGGAAUGCUUGUGAAGGAGAAGUAUUUUAUUUUACAUCAGUUAUAUGCAAUCAAAUGGAUUUUAUGAAUGCAUAAUUUGAGAUGUUAGGAUCUAUGGGAAAAUGUGAAGUAAUUAUUAUAAUAUAAUAUUUUUAUUAGAUUGCUUUGUUGGAUAUACGUUAUCCAAAUUCUGCAUAAUUAAGAAUUUGUUUAUUUAAAGAACCAAAACUAGAAGGAUAGAAGGCUUGUUUUACUAAUGAAAAUAAAGAUGCUUACUUUGGAUAAGAAUUUAAGAGUAUGAUGAUCGAAGAAAAUGAAGUAAUGAUUCAUAGAUCUAUGCCUGGUAGUAUUGCAAUUUAAUUUGGUUGA